AUGCCUGGACCGUCCAGAUCAUCUAAUGGAAACAGUGAUGCGAAUGAUGAUGAUAAGCUUCUCCAAGAUAUCAUUAAUCCAAGUGAAGUUCCCGAUGAUAAGUUGAUUGAAGAUAUCUUUCGGGAAAGAAAGACAGUACAUGCUGAUGACGCUGUUGAUUAUGAGGAUAUUGAUGAGUUGGCAGAUGAUGAAGACUUACCAGAGGAAGAAGAACCUUCUAAUACCGCUAAUGGGAUUCCUAACUUGGAUGAUCAAUUGAAUGAAGAAGUACAGGAAGAAGAAUUACAAGAACAAGCCAAUGCUGAGUUUGAUGAUAUGUUUGGUAAUGGAGAUGAUGUGUUCGAUAAUGAUAACAAUGGAAUGAAUAAUAACUUAUUUAAUGAUUUGGGGCAUGAUAAUCAUUUCAUGAAUGAUGAUGAUGGAUUGAAAGAUUUAGACAUGGGUGAAAUAUUUGAAGAGAAUAUCAUUCCAGCGCCAGAAUCAAAAAAACGUAAUCUAAUCCAGGAUAAUGAACGAUUGAAGAAGAAGCGGAAAUUACAAAGAAUAGUAAAACGUUUGGAAGUCAAACAUGAAAGGAGGAAUAUAGCAUAUCAUUUUCCAACAUAUUCAAGGCAUAAACCAUUUAAUUAUCAUUUAUUAUUUCAACCCGAACCAAAAUAUUAUAGAUAUCAUCGUCCACCAUUAACCUUUAAGAAAACUGUUAAACCAUUAAUGCCAAAUAAAAUCAACUUGGAAAUGGAUUUUGAUCUGAAGAGAUUGUUUAAAUCAAAUAAACCUAUUCCAAAUAAUAUUCCAUCUUCAUCAAAUAGAGGAAUUGUACAUAUAAAUCAAACUGAUAUUGAUUUCAUCAAAGCAUUGAACUAUAAGAGAACUCAGAAAGAAACAUUCCUAAGGAAUGAACCAUUCUUAGAUAAAGAUUGGAGCAGUAGUGAUAAAUUUACUGAUUUUUCAAAGGAUUUAAUACUUGCAACUGCUGAUUGGGAUGAUGAUGCCAUUAUAAAUGCUGGUGAUGAAGAUAAAGUUAAAAAGAUAAUACCUAAUAUGGAUACUAAUAUGUUAGAUUUACCAUCUGAUGAGGAUGAUGAAUAUAUAUUCAAUGGUCAAUUGAAUGAUGAUGUUAUCAAGCUUGAUAUGAAUGACCCAAAUCUUUUAUUCAUACCUCAGCAACAGAAGUCCUUAUCAAAAGCAUUUAUUCCAACCAAUGAGAAAUUAAUGGAUUUGAAAUUCAAUAUAUCAAACGAUAAAGCAUAUGAAAUCCUUAAGGAUAACUAUAAUACCAAGGUCAGAAGUCAAUUAAGUAAUCUUAAUAUCGAACAUUCUGUUCCCGCCUUGCGUCUUCAAGGUCCUUACUAUAAAGUUAAGUUGACAAAACAAGAAGCUCGUUCAUUUCACAGACCACAAUUCAUUAUACGUCCUGGUUCAUUACUUAGUUUUUCUAAGGUUAAACAACGUAAGAAGAAGAAGGAUAAAGGUAGGUCAUUAAAAGAGAUAUUUUCCAAAACUUCUGAUUUAACAGCUACUGAUAGUGCUCCAAUAUUUGGUUUAGAAUAUUCUGAAGAAUAUCCAGCAAUAUUAUCAAACUUUGGUAUGGGUUCUAAAAUUAUUAAUUAUUAUCGUAAAGAAAGAGAGGAUGAUUCAUCAAGACCCAAAACUCUGGUUGGUGAAACACAUGUUUUAGGUGUUGAAGAUAGAUCUCCAUUCUGGAACUAUGGUGAAGUUGCUCCUGGUGAUUUUGUACCUACCUUAUAUAAUAACAUGGUAAGGGCUCCAAUUUUUAAACAUGAAGCCAAAAGUACUGAUUUCUUAUUGGUUAGAUCACAAGGAGCUGGUUCUCAUCAACGAUAUUUCUUAAGAGCUAUUAAUAAUGUAUUUGCUGUUGGUAAUAUUUUCCCAGUGAUUGAAGUACCAGCCCCUCAUUCCAGAAAGGUAACAAACACUUCUAAGAAUAGAUUGAAAAUGGUUGUAUUUAGAGUGAUGAAUAAUCUUGGAAAUGCCCGUAUAUCGGUUAAAGAUGUUUCCAAACAUUUCCCCGAUCAAAAUGAUAUGCAGAAUAGACAAAGAUUAAAAGAGUUUAUGGAAUAUCAAAGACAGGGGGAUGAUCAAGGGUUCUGGAAAAUUAGAAAUAGUGAUACUGUCCCCAACGAAGAUGAAAUAAGAGCUAUGAUAACGCCAGAAGAUUCUUCUUUACUUGAUAGUAUGCAAUUUGGUCAGCAAUUAUUAGAUGAUAUAGCCAUGAUUUAUGAUCCAGAUGCUGAAAUUGAUAUUGAUGAAGAAUUAUCACCUUGGAAUAUAACUAAGAACUUUUUGGGAUCUACUCUGGCUAAAUUCAUGCUUCAACUUAAUGGUGAAGGUGAUCCUUCUGGUAUUGGGUUGGGUUACUCAUUAUUAAGAUCGACGCAGAAGAACGGUUUCAAACCAAUGUUCCCACCUCCAAAAGAAAAAAUCCCUAAAGUUAAUACAGCUGCAUAUCAACAAAAAUUAUAUGAAGCAGAAGUUAAAAGAAUUUGGUAUUCUCAAAGAAGUUCUUUAGUUGAUCAUGGAUCAGAUUUCAAUCUUCAAACCAUUUAUGAUGAAUACACGCCAGCUAAUCAUGAAAAAUACAUCAAGAAUGUGGUUAAAGAAGAAAAGAAAUUAGCUGAAGCUAAUAAAGAGCAGGUUAAUAACAUUGGUGAUAAAGUAUUAAGAAUCACAAGAAGAGUUUGGGAUGAAAACGGUAUAGUGCAAAGAAAAGUUGAAACAAUUUCAGAUCCUCGCUUAAUUAAUGCUUAUAUUAAACGAAAGAAACAACUUGAAGAUGAAUUAUUAAAGAAUGCUGAUGUUACUGAAAUCUUACCAACCAAUGAUAAAGAAUUAAAUAAAGUUAGACGUAAAGCUUUAUUGGAUAUGUUAGCCAAUGUUGAAAAGAGAGCUAAACAAAGUAGAGCUAAGAAACCACCUAAAGAUUCCAUUCAUGCAGCCGCUGCUGCCGGUGGUACUAUUAUUGAUGCUAAUACUGUGUUGUUACCAGAUGGUUCAUAUGCUAUAGGUGGUAAAGGUAUUGGUAAAGGUAAGAGUACUACGAGAAGAUGUAAAUCUUGUGGUUCAUUUGGACAUAUUAGAACUAAUAAAUCUUGUCCAUUAUAUGCAGCUACUGGUGAUGGUACUAUUCCGGUUAAAAGAGAUGAACAUGGAAAUAUAACUGAACCUUUAGCAGCUGUUGAAGCUAUGGCCAAACUUAAGGCCAAUGGGAAUGUCAAUGGAAAUGGAAUUCUUAGUAGUAGUGCGGGUUCUAAAGAACCAAGUUCAGAUGAUAGUAGAAGUAACAUGGAAUUGGACUCUUCCAUAUCUACAGCUGAUUAA
Messenger RNA from Scheffersomyces coipomensis, 3339 nucleotides. It is a transcript of the gene TAF145, whose product is annotated as Taf145p. The record is from RefSeq and is a predicted model, not a curated record. The transcript is spliced from 2 exons. Gene Ontology annotation, cellular component: transcription factor TFIID complex. The coding region runs from base 1 to 3339 and encodes 1112 amino acids. Lineage: Eukaryota; Fungi; Ascomycota; Pichiomycetes; Serinales; Debaryomycetaceae. Gene Ontology annotation, molecular function: RNA polymerase II general transcription initiation factor binding; histone acetyltransferase activity; TBP-class protein binding. Gene Ontology annotation, biological process: transcription by RNA polymerase II; RNA polymerase II preinitiation complex assembly.